ACCGAUCUUUCCCAGGCCUGCUUCUACAUUUACCACUGUAAAAGCGCCAUGGACGAGCAACAGUUUGUUCAGCUGCUCCAGAGCCUGCUGCAGCCUGACACCGAUGUUGUCAAGAAUGCUACGGCCACUCUGAACAAGAGUUACUACAACUCCCCCGCGUCGCUCAAUGCCCUGCUGCAGGUUCUCUGCGGGCACCCCGACAAGGGCUUGAAGCAGCUUGCCGCCGUCGAGGCCCGCAAGCUGGUCGUCAAGCACUGGAUUGCGCUGCCCGAGGACCAGAAGGUGUCCCUCCGCAACCAGCUGCUGCAGUUCACCCUGAACGAGGAGACCAAGCUCACAAGGCACUCUGCCGCCCGCGUUGUUGCUGCCAUCGCCGCGCAGGACUUUGAGGACGGACAAUGGGCUGACCUGCCCGCCCUCCUCCACCAGGCCUCCACCAGCAGCACCGCACAGCACAGGGAGGUCGGCACCUUCAUCAUCUGGACAACUCUCGAGCAGACCGGCGACUCCUUCCCAGGAAAGCCGGCUGACCUCUACAACUUGUUCAGCAAGACCAUUCAAGACCCCGAGAGCGCCGAUGUCAGGAUCAACACCAUGGUUGGGUUGAGCCGCAUGGCUAUGCUGCUCGAGCCUGAGGAGGAUGCCAAGUCUCUGCUGGCCUUCCAGCAGGCUAUCCCCCAGAUGGUCGCUGUCUUGAAGCAGUCGGUCGACGAGGGUGAUGAGGACCACGCUAUGCAGGCCUUCGAGGUCUUCCAGACACUUCUCGGCUGCGAGUCUGCCCUGCUCCAGAAGCACUUUGGCGAUCUCGUCCGCUUCAUGCUCGAGCUCUCUUCCUCCACCGAUGUUGAGGACGACUACCGCUCCCAGUCCCUUGCAUUCCUCAUGCAGUGCGUGCGCUACAGGAAGCUGAAGGUUCAGGCGCUCAAGAUUGGCGAGGAGCUUACACUGAAGGCUCUUCACAUCGUCACCGAACUCGGUGACCUCUCCAGCGAGGACGAGGAUGUCACACCUGCCCGCUCCGCUCUCGGUCUGCUCGACAUCCUGGCCUCCAGCCUUCCCCCCAGCCAGGUCGUCAUUCCCCUUCUCAAGAACCUUGGCAACUACUUCUCCUCCCAGAACCCCGACUACCGCCAGGCUGGUAUCCUCGCUCUGGGUAUGUGCGUUGAGGGUGCCCCUGACUUCAUCGCCACUCAGCUCCACGAGAUCCUGCCCAUGGUCUAUCACCUUCUCGAAGACCCUGAGCUAAAGGUCCGCGCCGCUGCCCUCAACGGUGUCGCCCGCUUGGCCGAUGACCUUGCUGAGGAUGUUGGCAAGGAGCACGCCACGCUCAUCCCCGCUAUGAUCAAGAACUUCGAUCUCGCUGUCCAGAACGCGCCCAGCGCUGAUGACGAGCGCACUCUCUCCAUUGUUCGUGGAACCUGCCACGCUGUUGACUCUCUGAUUGAGGGCCUUGACCCCGAGGAUGCCGGCAGGUACGUCCCCGAGUUGGUACCUCGCUUCAGCAAGCUCUUCCAUCACGAGGACCUGAAGGCCAAGAGCGCUGCCAUUGGCGCUGUCGGCUCCAUCGCUUCGGCCGCCGAGAAGGCCUUCCUGCCGUUCUUCCAGCAGACAAUGAACGAGCUGUCCCCCUACGUCAGGAUCAAGGACAGCCAGGAUGAGUUGGACCUCCGUGGAGUCACCUGUGAUUCCAUGGGCAAGAUCGCCUCGGCUGUUGGCCCUGAGCCUUUUGAGCCCUACGUUCUGCCUUUGAUGGAGGCUUCCGAGGAGGCACUUCACCUUGAUCACCCCCGUCUGCGUGAGACCAGCUACAUCCUCUGGAGCACCAUGGCCAAGGUCUACGAGGAGGGCUUUGCGAAGUACCUCCCCGGCGCUGUCAAGGGUCUGAACGAGUGCCUCGAGCAGGACGAGACUGGCACUGACGUCGAGCUUGGCGAGCACGCCAGCGAGCUUGUUGGUCAGGAGGUCAUCAUCGAGGGCCAGAAGGUCAAGGUUAUGGCUGCUGGCGAGGAUGAUGAUGACGACUUUGAGGACUUGAACGAUGCCAUGGUUGAUGACGACGACUGGGAUGACCUUGAGGGCGUCACAGCUGUCGCUAUGGAGAAGGAGAUUGCUGCUGAGGUCUUUGGCGACAUCAUCACCCACACCCGCCGCGAGUUCAUUCCCUACCUCGAGCAGACUGUCACCAAGCUCCUGGAGCUUGUCGACCACUCUUACGAGGGUAUCCGCAAGGCUGCCCUCGGCACACUCUGGCGCACCUUUGCCUGCCUCUUCGGCAUGGCCGAGGGCGAUGGUAUGGCCAAGUGGUCGCCUGGCCUGCCCCUCAAGGUUGAGCCUCCUGCGGAGCUGAAGAAGCUUGGCAACCUCGUCAUGACCGCCACCAUGGCGACCUGGCAAGACGAGAUGGACCGGGGCACUGUCACCGACAUCAACCGCGAUGUCGCUGCCACUCUCAAGCUCUGCGGUCCUGCAGUACUGAUGACCGAGAAUGGUACCGUUGUGCCCGAGAUGUGCCAGCAGCUGCUCGCUGUCAUUACCAAGCGCCACCCCUGCCAGCAGGAUCUUGGUGACGAAGGCGAGGAGAUUGACGACCUCGAUGAGUCCUCCGAGUACGACUGGCUGGUUAUUGAGACCGCCAUGGAGGUUGUUACCUGCUUGGCUGUCGCCCUUGGCGGUCAGUUCGCCGAGCUUUGGAAGAUGUUCGAGAAGCCCAUCAUAAAGUAUGCCAGCAGCCAGGAAUCUACCGAGCGCAGCGCAGCCGUUGGUACCAUCGCCGAGUGCGUUGGUAACAUGGGCGAGGGAUGCACCCAGUACUCGAGCGGUCUGCUCAAGCUUCUGCUGCACCGCCUGUCCGACGAGGACCCUGACACCAAGUCCAACGCGGUCUACGGCAUGGGACUUCUGUGCGAGAUGACCUCCAACAACGACGAGAUUGUCAAGAGCCUCCCCACCAUCUUCUCCAAGAUUGAGCCCCUUCUCGACGCCAAGGACCAGCCCCGUCUUUUGGAUAACACCGCGGGAUGUGUCAGCCGAUUCAUCUCCAAGCACACUGACAGGCUCCCGGUCGCCGAGGUCCUGCCUCGCGUGGUCCAGCUCCUGCCUCUCCGUGAGGACUACGAGGAGAACAAGCCUAUCUUCGGCAUGAUCGUCAAGCUGUACCAGAGGAACGACCCCACUGUGCAGCAGCUGACCCCCACAUUGAUGCCCAUCUUCGAGCAGGCGUUGACUGCCGAGGACCAGUUGGAGGACGAGACACGUGCGCAGCUUACGGAGCUUGUUCAGUACCUGCGCAAGUAGAUGGUUGAUGAAGGACAUGGAGCAAAAGCAUGGAUACCCCGUCGCGAGACACUUGUAAAUGAUGAUAAUGACUGGUGGUACGAGGUAUAUUGAUACCACGGAUUUAUGAUUAAAUAGGACCUUGAAUGAAGAUUAGACGCCUAAAUGGCAUUCCUUAACACAUGAGCAAGAUCGAUGGCGAUUCAGCGACUGUAACAUGGCAUUGUUGGGAAAGGCG
Messenger RNA from Boeremia exigua, 3511 nucleotides. RefSeq names its product armadillo-type protein. The coding region runs from base 49 to 3294 and encodes 1081 amino acids. The transcript has 3 exons. Gene Ontology annotation, molecular function: nuclear import signal receptor activity; small GTPase binding. Gene Ontology annotation, biological process: protein import into nucleus. Gene Ontology annotation, cellular component: cytoplasm; nucleus. The record is from RefSeq and is a predicted model, not a curated record. NCBI's taxonomy places the organism in Eukaryota, Fungi, Ascomycota, Dothideomycetes, Pleosporales, Didymellaceae.